AUGUCAACAUCACCACAACCUGCCACCAACCAUCCAUCACAUGCACACAGCCCCGCAGCUACUGACCCGACGGUCAACUCGGAGGAUACCAUCCUGUUCUCCAAGGUGUACGAGGAUGCCUGGGGCGGGCCCGAGGUGAGCCGGACCGAGAUGGAGCGGGCGCGCAUCUUCCUGCUGCGCAUGGCCAUCAUGGCUAUCGACGGGCAGGCCCAGAUCUCGGAGCUUCGGGCCAUCAUCGGGGACGAAAGUAACCGCACGGUGCCCGGCAUCGCCUGGGCCAUUCAGAUGCGCAUCUACGGCAACCGCCACGCCGACUUCGCCGCCACGCCCCUGCUCCAGGCCGUCCGCUUCAUGCUCAUCAAGGCCCGCGUCCCGCAGAGCGGCUUCACCGACCGGUCCCGCGCCGUGCUGGAUUUCUUUUUUGACCCGACCCUGCACCGCAACCUUAACCCCUUGCCGCCCGGGGAGCUGGUCCGCUACCCGUAUCCCUCGGGUCGACUGCGUGUGUGCAUCGUCGGCGGCGGGCCGACUGGUCUCGCGUCGGCCAUCUCGCUCGCAGAAAAGGGUCGCGGCAAGGUAGAGGUGCAUGUUUGGGAGCGGAGGUGGGUCACGACGGAGAAGGGAACGGUCGACUACCCGCCCACUGCGCGCCGGCGGGACCAGGUGGUCACCCUACAGGACUCGGUCACGAGCUUGCUCAGUCCUCGGACGUUUGAGGCGCUUUUCGAGGGACGGCCGGAGCGGGUAUGGCCCGGCUCGGCCAAUAUCCAGAUCCGCAAGGUGGAGGAUAGGUUGCUGAGCCGGUGUCAGACCGACGAGUUCUACGGUCUGAUCCACCUGCACGCCGAGGGCGUCACGAGGGAGGAGCUGGCGGCGGGCAAGUGCGGCGAUUUCCAUGUGCUGUUGGGAACGGAUGGCGCGGCGUCGUGGGUUCGGAAGAGCUACUUCAGGGGGUAUGAGAAGGAGCGCGGGAGGAGUUAUGCGCUUGGUCUGGCGUUUGAUCGGGGCGCGAAGGCUGGGCUGCCCUGGAGCCAACCACUCAACAUGUUCCUAACGCUGGGGCAGACGCGGUACCUGCUGAAUGCGAGCGACCACGACGGCAAGGGGUACCUCAACAUGCAGUUGACCGAGGACGAGUGGGAAAAGAUGGUAGGCGUGGAUGGAAAGCCUAUCCACUUUGGCAGUCCGGGCUGCUUUCGUCGGCCUGAUGGGAGUAUUCCGGAGGGAUUUGACGAGAGUCGAGUGUUUGCGCCCUCCGAGGCCCGGAACUCGGCGCUGUGGAAGUCGAUUGAGGACGGGUUGAAGCUGUUCGGGUUCAAGGAGAGCGAGGUCAUUAACGUUGUGCGCAUUCCAAUCGUGGUCCAGGCGGUCCGGGAGGGCGUGCGGACGCUUCCCCUGGAGGAUUCCCGCUUCGUUCAUCGCCCACAUGCUCUCGUUGCCGUGGCCGGCGACGCCGCCAUGACCGUGCACUUCUGGCCAGGACGCGGACUCAACAGCGGCAUCAAGGCGGGCAUUUCUCUGGGCGACGAGAUCUGCCACGCUCUCAGAGGCGGCAAGUUUGCCGGGCUCGAGCUGAGCGCCAUGAAGGAGUACAAUGACUUCAUCAUCAAACUUCAAGGCCGUGAGCACGACAAGCGCAGCAUCCCCAUCCUGAACCAAUCUGGGUCGCCCGAGAUGCUCGGCUGGUUGCUGAGUAAGGCACAGGCCGUGCCGGACGAGGUUGCCAUUGAAUGGCUUGUUGGUGCGAUGACGCAGAUUGCCGAGCGUCUCGAGCUUCGUCGAGACUGGUACUUCCCACAUGAGUCCAACGUCGAAGCCCAGAUCCGCAUCAUCCUGCGCCAGCUCAACAGUCUGACGCUGCGCGAAAUGGCCGUCAGCUUUCCCUGGCCCACCCGCGAGAUGGCCGGCGCCGAGGUCCUGCCCAUCCGAUCCAUGCGGCCUGAGGAGAAGCGCAAAUGGCUGCAACAGCUCUGGGAUCUUCUUACAACUGAGAAAAACAAAGAAGCAGCAGCAUCCGCCCGAGGCCGGGACCGUGCCUUGUCCACCUCCAACGCACGCUUCGAAGCUCUGCGGCCUAGGUCACGGUCAAAGUCACCCCUCCCAUCCUCCGGCUCGCCGCCAAUCCGCAGCCAAAGCCCUCUACCACCGAUCAUCAACACAUCCCAGUUGGAACCUAUUACUCAGGUCGAAACCCUCGACCUCAACACGGCGCUCGCAGACAGCACCACUAACCGCUCCCCGUCCCCGUCUCCAUCGAUUUCCCCGGCCAGCUCACUCCGUCGAAGAAACGCCACCACCACGGCCACCAACAGGCGUCUGUCCCAAUCCGGACCACUUCCAGUUCCGGCCCCUGACCGCUCAAGGCGAUUCAGCAACGCAAAGAACCUCGUUGUGCCGGGUGCCAAUAGCAGUCCGUACCCAUACUUGAGUGACGGGGAAGAGUACAUUAGCAGUGGGGACGAGAGGCAUCGGGGUUCCCGAUCGCCUUCGCUCGUUUCUUUCGGUGGUGGUUUUGGGGGAAGGGAUGGUGGGUUGACGCGGCUGUUGAGCGUUAAGAGGCCGAACGAUUCGUUCCUGGCAGAUGCUAUGUCUCUGGCGCUGUUUCGAGUUGUGGAUGAGUGA
Parathielavia appendiculata is the source of this 2622-nucleotide messenger RNA. RefSeq lists its product as uncharacterized. Bases 1 to 2622 code for a protein of 873 amino acids. The record is from RefSeq and is a predicted model, not a curated record. The transcript is spliced from 2 exons. NCBI's taxonomy places the organism in Eukaryota, Fungi, Ascomycota, Sordariomycetes, Sordariales, Chaetomiaceae.